CGGCUCCGGCACCGAGCGCGGUACCUCAAUCAUCCGCGCCUAUGCAGUCAGCUGCGACUUCUGCUGCUGGUGUAGAUCCCAACGGAGCCAUCUACCCACCAUCCAACGGCUCUGCCGCGUCCUCUGGGCUCCCCAUGCCGGGCAUGGCACAGACUACGGCUCAGUACAAGCCAGAGCCCGGCGUCAAGAUGGAACCUGGUAUGGACAACGCCGGUAUGGCAAACUUUGGGGACGGCAACACUGUAGCCCAGCAGCGCGUCAUUGAUCAACUGCAGAACCAGUACGGCGAGCGUGCGGCCGGCUCGAUUGAGAAGCUGAAGGGUUCCUUCACAGCCAGCGGCAGCAAUGGAGCUCCGGGCCAGCAGAGACCCGGCAUCCCUAUGCCGCAAACAAACCAAUAUCCGGGCAAUGGCACACAACAGCAUCCGCAUUCGCAAAUGGACGGUGCUGAUGACUCGGAAGGCAUCAGUGGAAUCCUGAUGUAUCAGACUGCGUCCGGGCAGCAGCGGGAGAUGGGCCGACUGGAGAUUGACAGUUUGCUCCACGCUCAGAUCUCGGCUCGUGCUAAAGCCAUGGAAGGGGGUGGUUUCAUGGUGCCUCUGAAGCGGACCAAGGAAGUGGGCAAGUCGUCUCAGCCUCGAGAGCCUAUGGCGGCCAUGAUGGGGCCUUCGCAAUACGACGGCGCGGACGACGACGACGACCUCAAAGAUGAAGAAGAGGACGAGGACGCCAUCAACUCGGACCUCGACGAUCCCGACGACAACCUCGAUGAUGAUGACGAGGACGAGGAUGGCGGUCAGAUCAUGCUUUGCAUGUAUGACAAGGUGCAGCGUGUCAAGAACAAGUGGAAGUGUGUGCUCAAGGACGGCGUCCUCAGCAUAAACGGAAAAGACUACGUCUUCCACAAGGCUACGGGCGAAUACGAGUGGUAGAGCAGUGAUGCGAUGGAGGUAGGACAUGACUUGAAAGCGGUUUUGGCAUCAUGGCGGCGAUAACGACCGCCCCACGGUCGUCAUUGACCUACAAGUUCCAAUCUUACCACAGCCUGCUUUCACCUUGUUGCUCACUUUUGCAGAAAAGGUUGAGCUGGCACUCAACAGCAACGGCAGCAGCGUUCAAGGGCAACGUGGCCAGUCUUUUGUUCAAUCGUGUCCUCAAGCAUUGCUCGGAUGCAUCCCACUUCACGUUUUCACUCUUGAAGGCAGU
Microdochium trichocladiopsis is the source of this 1206-nucleotide messenger RNA. Its product is annotated as transcription factor IIA, alpha/beta subunit. Bases 42 to 932 code for a protein of 296 amino acids. The record is from RefSeq and is a predicted model, not a curated record. Gene Ontology annotation, biological process: transcription initiation at RNA polymerase II promoter; transcription by RNA polymerase II. The transcript is spliced from 2 exons. Lineage: Eukaryota; Fungi; Ascomycota; Sordariomycetes; Xylariales; Microdochiaceae. Gene Ontology annotation, cellular component: transcription factor TFIIA complex.